Messenger RNA from Scomber scombrus (Atlantic mackerel), 3498 nucleotides. RefSeq lists its product as uncharacterized. The record is from RefSeq and is a predicted model, not a curated record. Gene Ontology annotation, biological process: mitochondrion organization. The coding region runs from base 205 to 3498 and encodes 1097 amino acids. The transcript is spliced from 16 exons. Gene Ontology annotation, cellular component: mitochondrion. Gene Ontology annotation, molecular function: zinc ion binding; ATP hydrolysis activity; ATP binding. Lineage: Eukaryota; Metazoa; Chordata; Actinopteri; Scombriformes; Scombridae.
GGCUGGGGGAAGGGCUCCGGGUCGCCGCCGGCGGAGGAGCAGGCAACGGCUGACGGGGCCGGAGGAGCACCGGGAGGUUCGGGGGGAGUCAAACCCGGGGAUAAGUGGAGCAACUUUGACCCGACUGGGCUUGAGAGAGCUGCAAAAGCUGCAAGGGAUCUCGACAAAUCACGACAUGCCAAAGAUGCACUGUCACUGGCUCAUAUGCAGGAGCAGACAGUACAGCUGGAGCAUCAGAGUAAAGUGAAAGAAUAUGAGGCGGCUUUGCAGCAGAUGAAGGGUGAACAGAUCCAAAUCCAGGAGGAGGAGAGACGGAAAACACUUGGAGAGGAGACAAAACAAAACCAGGCAAGGGCACAAUAUCAAGACAAACUUGCCAGACAGAGGUAUGAUGAUCAACUCAGGCAACAGCAAUUCCUCAAUGAUGAGAACCUUCGCAGACAAGAGGAAUCCGUGGGGAAGCAAGAGGCUAUGAGGAAAGCUACCAUUGAACACGAAAUGCAGCUGAGACACAAAAACGACCUGCUUCGCGUUGAAGCCGAGGCCAAAGCCCGAGCUCAGGUGGAGAGGGAGAACGCAGACCUGAUCAGGGAACAGAUCCGCCUUAAGGCCGCUGAGCACCGACAAACUGUCCUUGAAUCUAUAAAGACGGCGGGAGCGGUGUUUGGGGAAGGAUUCAGGGCCUUCGUCUCUGACUGGGACAAACUCACAGCCACGGUUGCUGGGUUAACCCUGUUGGCUGCAGGAGUGUAUUCUGCCAGGAAUGCUACAGGGGUGGCUGGGCGCUACAUAGAGGCCCGCCUGGGUAAACCCUCGCUGGUCAGGGAGACCUCCAGGAUUACUGUUGGAGAGGCCAUCAAACACCCAAUAAAGACAACCAAACGUCUGAGAAGCAGACCUCAGGAUGCUUUGGAGGGCGUGGUGCUCAGCCCAGCUUUGGAGGAGCGUGUUAGGGACAUUGCGAUUGCUACUCGAAACACACGGCAGAACAAAGGCCUGUACAGAAACAUCCUGAUGUAUGGACCCCCCGGGACUGGAAAAACACUUUUUGCCAAGAAACUGGCUCUCCAUUCAGGGAUGGACUUUGCCAUCAUGACAGGUGGGGACGUGGCACCCUUGGGGCGGGAUGGAGUCACUGCCAUGCACAAGGUGUUCGACUGGGCAAGCACCAGCAGGCGAGGCGUCUUGCUGUUUGUAGAUGAAGCUGAUGCGUUCCUGCGCAAACGAUCCACAGAGAAAAUCAGUGAAGACCUCAGAGCCACCCUCAAUGCCUUCCUCUACCGCACUGGCGAGCAGAGCAACAAGUUCAUGCUGGUGCUUGCUAGUAACCAGCCAGAACAGUUUGACUGGGCCAUUAAUGACCGCGUUGAUGAGAUUGUAAACUUUGCCUUACCGGAGCAGGCGGAGAGGGAGAGAUUGGUGCGCCAGUAUUUCGAGAAAUUUGUGCUGGUUCCUGCCACUACAGGGAGACAGAGAUUAAAGUUGGCUCAGUUCGACUACGGCCUGAAGUGUUCAGACAUUGCACAGCGCGCAGAGGGCAUGUCUGGUCGUGAAAUAUCCAAACUUGGGGUGGCCUGGCAGGCUGCGGCAUACUCUUCUGAAGAUGGAGUUUUGACCGAGAUGAUGAUUGAUGCAAGAGUUGAUGAUGCCAUCAAGCAGCAUGCACAGAAAAUGGACUGGCUGCUGACGGAAGCAGGUGAGGGGGUUGGCAAGGUUGGUGUUCUCCUCCCUAAGGAAAUGGCGGCAAAAAUCACAGGCCAGGAAGCUGCUUCUCUUGCACAAGCUGAAGAUAUGUCUGCUCAACAAGUCCUUCCACUGCUAGAGGUUGUGAGCAAUGCUGCCCAAGCCGAGGCAGCCCCUCUACCCACUGAGGUAGAGGCAGAAGUUAUCCUCAAGGAUGCAGCGACUUUAAUCAAAGAAAGUGAAGUUAUUGCUGCAACAACUGCAGAAACCAUUGUUCAGACAUCUACUGCUGUCCCAUUGGUGCAGGAGGCUGAGGCCAUUAAGGAUCUGACUGAAGAAGUUGUAGGCACAGCUGUAGUUACAGAUACUGUUGUACCUGAGAUAAAAGAUGUAGUCACUGAGGUUAAAGAGGUUGAGGGUACACCAGCUACCACUGUCCAAGAAACUGCUGCUCUGAGUAAAGAAGAAUCAAGCACUGAUGUUGCUAAGCAAGAGACCAAGACUACAGAGGUAGCCAAUGAGGAAAAGGAUGUCGCAACACCCUUGGAAGUGACAGUCUCUGCUGUUGCUCAGGAGAAAGAAUUAGACACUGUUGUCUCUGAGGUUGUCCAGGAGCCAGAGGCUACAGUAGCCAGCCUCUCCCAGGAGACUGUUGUUCAGCAAUCUGAGUCAGCAGCCACAUCUGUUGAUGGCGUAGAAAUGGAGGCCACAAAGACUGCUGAGGAACAAUCAACUGAUGCUGUCAAAGUGGCAGAAGACAUUGCAAACAACGUAGCUCAAGUGACUGAGUCUUUGUCAAACAUUGUUAAAGAGGCUGAAGUAAUCACAGCAGAUGUGGCCAGGGUGGCUGAUUCUGUAGCAACCAUUGCAGAAGAAAUGGAGGCAACAGUCACCAAGGAGGCUGAAGCGAUUGGAAGUGAGGUUGGCAAGGUGGAAAAUGAGGUUGCAGUAGAAACUGAGCCUGAAACAUCACAAGUUUCUAAAGAGGCUGAAGUGGAAGUGACAGUGGCAGUCAAGGAAUCUGACAAUAUGGCUGCAGAGGUCCUUAAAGAGACCGAACCUGUAAUGACUGAGACUGCUAUCAAGGAAGCAGAAGUAAUCCCAGCAGAGGUUGCAGUGGAAACUGAAUCCACAGCCUCAGAAGAAAUCAAGGAGCCUCAGAAUACUGUAGAGGCGGAGACUUUGGCAACAGCAGAGACUGCUGCCAAAGAAGUUGAGGGUAUUGCAACAGGGGUUUCCAAGGAAGCAGAAGUCCUACCGACUGAAGUAAUCCCACCAGAAGUUGCCCUGGAAUCUGAAGCCGUAGCUUCAGAGGUAGCCAAAGAGGCUCAGACUGCAACUGCAGACAUUGUCGAAAAGUCAUUAUCUACAGAGAUUGCUUCCAAGGAGGCUGAGGUUACCACUGCAGAGGUUUCCAAGGAAGCAGAAGUUCUACUAACCAAGGAGUCUGACACUGUAGCUACAGAAGAUGUGAAACUGCAAGAGACAGCUGAGGUUGUUUCCAAGGAGGCCGAGGUUAUCACUGCAGAGGUUUCCAAGGAAGCAGAAGUCCUACCAACCAAGGAGUCUGACACUGUUGCCACAGAAGACGUGAAACUGCCAGAGGCCACUGAGGUUGCUUCCAAGGAGGCUGAAGUUAUCACUGCAGAGGUUGCCAAGGAAGCAGAAGUCCUACCAACCAAGGAGUCUGACACUGUUGCCUCGCAGACUCCCAGCACCGAAGAAGCUGAACCCAGUCAAACUGAGAAACCGGAAAACCAACAGAGCGCAGAUGGCAAAGACAAACCUCAAGCGAACCCUAGUCCAAAGAAAUGA